Drosophila suzukii is the source of this 2018-nucleotide messenger RNA. RefSeq names its product STAM-binding protein-like A. NCBI's taxonomy places the organism in Eukaryota, Metazoa, Arthropoda, Insecta, Diptera, Drosophilidae. Gene Ontology annotation, cellular component: membrane; endosome. Gene Ontology annotation, biological process: protein K63-linked deubiquitination. The record is from RefSeq and is a predicted model, not a curated record. Gene Ontology annotation, molecular function: protein binding; metal-dependent deubiquitinase activity; K63-linked deubiquitinase activity.
GGAGAACAGCUGUUCUCAGCUUUUUCAGAGGACGCCACCUGCGUAAUUAUGAGUAAUUCUCCACGCACGAAGAUUGCGGAACAGCAUUGAACUGGCAGCCAAGAGUGCGUCCAAUCCGCGCGAGCAACAACCCAAGACAAUAGCCCAAGGACCCCGGGACAGCAGACAGUGGAACCCGGACAAGGAACUUCAGCAGGAGCAGGAGCAAGUGAAACCAUGUCGAAGGCUGUGAACAACAUGAGCAUGGGCGUCGUGGAGCCGCAGGAGCGGAUGAAGCACCUGUCGCACUGCGGCAACCUCAUCGAGGUGGACAAGAACAUGCCAGUCACACGGUACUAUCGCUCGGGCACCGAGAUGCUGCGCAUGGCCAAUGUUUACCUGCGGGAGGGCAACCACGAGAACGCCUUCAUCCUCUACUUGCGCUACAUGACCCUCUUCAUCGAGAAGAUCCGCCAGCACCCGGAUUACGGCAGUGUCAAGGCCGAGGUGCGGGAUAUCAACAGGAAGAUCAAGGACGAGAUCAUGCCCACAACGGAGAAGCUGCGGGCCAAGCUGCUAACCCACUACCAAAGGGAGUACGAGCAGUUCCUGGCCAGCAAGGAGGCGGAACGGGUCAAGGAACUGGAGCGCGAACGGGAGCGGGAAAGGGAACGCCAGCGGCAGAAGGAAAGGGAGAAGGCCGGCUCAAGUGGCAUCCCAUCCCUCAUCCCGGCCAACCUGCAUGUGCUCAUCGACGAGGGAAACCAGCCAUCGGCGCCAGAUUUGGGCUUGCUCGACCAGGUGGUCUACCCGAAUGACUUUCCCACAGGCGCCAAUCGCAGCCUGCCGGGAUCGGGACUCCUGCUGCCCGCCGCCAGCGAAGCAGCCGCCGAUAAGACAGCCAACUCUAAACCUAGCUUCGAUCGCAACCAGAAGCCGUCGUACAACCGCACUGAUUCCCUACUGGCGGGCUCUCUGCGCAUAGUAAACGUGCCCGGGGACACGAUGGAGGUGUUCCUGAAACUGGCCCAUGCCAACACCUCGAAAAACAUCGAGACUUGCGGAGUAUUGGCUGGUCAUCUGUCCCAGAACCAGCUGAACAUCACGCACAUCAUCACGCCGCAGCAGCAAGGAACUCCGGAUAGCUGCAAUACUAUGCACGAGGAGCAGAUAUUCGAUGUGCAGGAUCAGAUGCAGCUGAUUACGCUGGGAUGGAUUCAUACCCAUCCCACUCAGACUGCGUUUUUGUCCUCCGUUGACCUGCAUACGCACUGCUCGUAUCAGAUCAUGAUGCCCGAAGCCUUGGCUAUUGUGUGCGCCCCAAAGUACAAUACCACUGGUUUCUUUAUACUAACGCCCCAUUACGGGCUCGACUACAUUGCCCAGUGUCGUCAGUCGGGCUUUCAUCCGCAUCCCAAUGACCCGCCGCUGUUCAUGGAGGCGCAGCACAUCCGGAUGGACAACCAGGCCAAGAUAAAGGUCAUCGAUCUGCGGAGACAGUCACUCGAAAGCCAAAUUCAGCAGAUUCAGCUAUAGCUCCAGUUUCGGGUGUCAAACAGUGAUUAACCAUGGAAAUUACAGAGAUUUAGGCAGAUAGAGACAGACUAACUAUUUUCGGCAAACAGAGAGAUAUGUAUUUUUGCAAGCUGUUGAUCCCGAGGAUCAUCUAUACAUCACUUUAAGCACUCGGCGGCAUUUGUUGUUGUUUAUUGCGUUCCGGCCUUUCCGUUCGUUGCAUUCUUUCACUUAAGAACCCCCAAUGUGAUUUUCAAUUGUGGCUUACCCCUGCGUUCGUUACUAUCUAUUAUAAACCUAUAUUUAUAUGUUAGGCAGUUGUUGGAGGGGGAACCCCCGGCACUCUCACACACAGCUUACAGUGCAAACUAUUCGGGGCGCUCCGAAAAAGAGUUGCGUCCUUCUAUGGCUUACUACUUGCGAUAACCUGUUGUUCAAAGACGAAUCAUCAUGAAAUGCUAUUAUAAAACUGUGCAUGCUUACUAUUGUACUAAACUGAAUAAAUAUUUAUGACUACUGGUUUA